Messenger RNA from Ctenopharyngodon idella (grass carp), 5377 nucleotides. Its product is annotated as immunoglobulin-like and fibronectin type III domain-containing protein 1. NCBI's taxonomy places the organism in Eukaryota, Metazoa, Chordata, Actinopteri, Cypriniformes, Xenocyprididae. Gene Ontology annotation, molecular function: protein binding. The record is from RefSeq and is a predicted model, not a curated record.
UGACCAUGAACUAUGGACAGGACCUCCGUCCCUUUGCCGCUGUAAACCUCACUCAAAUAACAGAUUUAAUGUGACAGCUAAUAUGACUGCAGUGCUUGAGAGGUUUCAAUUUGGCCCACUACUGUUUUAUUGCUGAACAAAAUAGAGAGACUGCAAUAAAUUGUGGGAGUCGAACACGGUUGUGUUGACAGAGCAAGUUAGCUACACGUGAAGACACUGCAACCAUUAUACCGAAUUCUGAAUUUAAAGGCAAAUCCUGCAUUUUGAAGAUGUCAAAGCCAGCAAAAGGAACGGGCGUGGCAAUAAGGAAGAGAUCCAGAGUGCCUGGUGUUAUGAUCACACAGUAUGUUGAGGAACUGCCACCUGGAUUCACUACUCCUGAUUUCAUCAGAAAACCCAUAGCCUUAACGAUACAGGAAGGAAAAAUGGCCUUUUUCAAAGCUGUGGUUAAUGGAUAUCCAGUACCGGAAGUUUCAUGGGGACGUAACAAGGGAGACCUCUCUAAUCCAACAAAAUAUGUUUCACGAUAUGAUGAGAUGAAUAAAGAAUAUAUUCUAGAGAUACCAAAUGUAGAUUCGGAUCAAGCAGACACAUACAAAUGUAUUGUUAUAAAUCAGUUUGGAAGAGCAAUUUGUACCGCUGCACUGAAUGUCAUUGAGGUUGGAUUCAAGAAAAGAGAGCCAGCCCCCAAAAGUGACCCUGAGGAGUUCAGAAAAAUGCUGAAAAAAACGGUUGUGAAGAGAAGGCAAAAACAAACGAAAGAGGGAGAAAUCGAUCCAAGGUUCUGGGAAGUGUUACUGAGUGCAGCCAAGAAAGAUUAUGAACGGAUUUGUCAGGAAUAUGGAGUAACCGACUUCAGGUGGAUGCUGAAAAAACUGAACCUGAAGAAAAAGGAAAGAGAGGCAGAACAGUUGAAGUAUGUUGAGAAAAUCCACAGCAUGAAACAGAUUGAGGUAAAAACAGAUGGCACAGCAGAAUUUGAACUCGACAUGAAGUUGAAGGAUGCUAACAGCCAAAUUUUCCUCUACAAAGAUGGGGAAAUGCUUGACUAUGGAGAUGGAACUGAUGAUGCCACAAAACAUAAUAUGCAGAAAUUUGGUGAAACAUACUUGUUCAGCAUUAGAGAUGUUGGCCCAGAAGAUGCUGGGUUAUAUCAAGUGGAUGUAGAGGAGGCGAACAUGUUCUCAACUUCCCUAACAUUGCCUGAUGUGAAGUUUAAUAACAUGCUGAAAGACAGUAAAGUGGUUGAGGGGCAGGAUGCAAUGUUUGAGUGUGCCUUAUCGGACCCUGUACCACAAAUCACCUGGUGCGCCAAUGACAUCUCUGUUGAGCAUGGGGACAAAUAUGACAUCAGAGUGUCAAAAGACAAGCAAGUCCACAAACUAACAGUGAAAAAAUGCACAAAAGACGACAAGGGAGUCUACACGGCUAUUGCUGGGCUCAGGUCAAGCCAGGGGACUUUGAUUGUGGAAGAUGAUCCUAAUGCCCAUGGGAAAGGUGCAGAUGAACUAGCCAGACGUUUAUCUGAAGAGAAAGACAGACUGCAAAGGGAAAAAGACGAGGUGGCCAGGAGGGCACAGGCUGAAAAAGAUGAAGCAGCCAGGAAGGCCCAGGCUGAAAGAGAUGAGGCGGCUAGGAGGGCUGCCGAACAAGAUAAAGCAGCCAGGAGGGCACAGGCUGAGCGAGACGAGGCGGUCAGAAAGGCUCAGGCCGAGCGAGAUGAGGCAGCCAGAAAGGCUCAGGAAGCUCAAGAUGAGGCAGCCAGGAGGGCUCAAGCCGAACAAGAUGAGGCGACCAGGAGGGCACAGGCUGCACGAGAUGAGGCAGCCAGAAAGGCCCUGGAAGAGCAAAAUGAGGCGGCUAAGAGAGCACAAGCUGUAAAAGAUGAGGCAGCCAGAAAGGCCCGGGAAGAACAAAAUGAGGCGGCUAGGAGAGCACAAGCUGAAAAAGAUGAGGCAGCCAGAAAGGCCCGGGAAGAGCAAGAUGAGGCGGCUAAGAGAGCACAAGCUAAAAAAGAUGAGGCAGCCAGAAAGGCCCGGGAAGAGCAAGAUGAGGCGGCUAAGAGAGCACAAGCUGAAAAAGAUGAGGCAGCCAGAAAGGCCCGGGAAGAGCAAGAUGAGGCGGCUAGGAGAGCACAAGCUGAAAAAGAUGAGGCAGCCAGAAAGGCCCAGGAAGAGCAAGAUGAGGCGGCUAAGAGAGCACAAGCUAAAAAAGAUGAGGCAGCCAGAAAAGCCCGGGAAGAGCAAAAUGAGGCGGCUAGGAGAACACAAGCUGAAAAAGAUGAGGCAGCCAGAAAGGCCCGGGAAGAGCAAGAUGAGGCGGCUAGGAGAGCACAAGCUGAAAAAGAUGAGGCAGCCAGAAAGGCCCGGGAAGAGCAAGAUGAGGCGGCUAAGAGAGCAAAAGCUGAAAAAGAUGAGGCAGCCAGAAAGGCCCGGGAAGAGCAAGAUGAGGCGGCUAAGAGAGCAAAAGCUGAAAAAGAUGAGGCAGCCAGAAAGGCGCAGAAAGAGCAAGAUGAGGCGGCUAGGAGAGCACAAGCUGAAAAAGAUGAGGCAGCCAGAAAGGCCCAGGAAGAGCAAGAUGAGGCGGCUAGGAGAGCACAAGCUGAAAAAGAUGAGGCAGCCAGAAAAGCCAAAGCAGAGCAAGAAGCUGCUGAAAGGAUGGCAGCCAUGGCGGCAGGGAAAGGAGGUGGACAAAAUGGCAGUGGAGAAUCUAGCAUCGGAGAUGGAAAUGAAGGUGAUGGAACAGGGAAGAACAGAAAAGGAGGAGAUGGUAACUUGAGAGAUGGAAAAGGAGAUGGGUAUGAUUUAGACAGAUCAGGUGGAGAUGGGUCAGGUGAUAAGGCCAAGAAGCGUGUGAGAGUCGGUGAACUGGUUCCUAACAGCAUCAUAGACCAUGGAGUCCACUUCCUGAACGGGUUGUCAGAUACUGCAGCCAACGUUGGAGAAUCAGCAGAGUUGUCCUGCAAAAUUAACAGUGAAGAUAAAACUGGAUUAUGGUACAAAGGUGGAAAAAAGUUAGAGUCCAAAGAUGGACUUACAAUUGUCAAAGAUGGAGCUAACCACAAACUAAUCAUCAAUGACUGCCAAGAAAGAGAUGCUGGGAAAUACAAGUUUGAGGUAGAAGGACGUAAAUCAGAGGCUACAUUAAUUGUUCAAGAUCCACCAAAAAUUGAUGUAGAUACCUUGAGUAAAUUCUCAGAGCCUGUUAUUGUAAAAGCUGGAGAAAAUGCUUCCUUCAAGCUACCAUUUUCAGGAAAAGAACCAAUUAAGAUUCAGUGGUUUAAAGAGGACGAAGAGCUGCUGCAGGGUCACGGUGUCAAGAUCGAAAAGUCUUCAGCUCAUACCCGUCUACUUCUUGCUAAGUGUCAGCGCAAAGACACCGGAGAGAUAAAAAUCAAAAUCAAGAAUGAAUUUGCCACUGUAGAGGCAACAUCAAAACUUAUCAUACUUGACAGGCCAACUCCACCACAAGGACCUGUAGAAAUUGUAGAAAGUUCUUUGUCUGCCAUUGAGUUUAAAUGGAGGCCCCCAAAAGAUGAUGGUGGUUGUCCACUGACUAAUUACAACCUGGAGCGGCAGCAGCUGGGACGAAACACCUGGACUAAAAUUGGAGACAUUCCUGGACAGCCUACCUACAGAGACACAAACAUAGAUUGUGGCCGAAAGUACUGCUACAGGAUCCGGGCAAAAAACUCUGAGGGCUUCAGUGACGUCAUGACAACUACUGAUAUUGCUGCUGGCACUUUGGCAUUCCCUGGCUCUCCUGCUCCUCCUAAAAUAGUCAGUGCUUUUAAAGACUGCAUUAACUUGACCUGGGUUCCUCCCUCCAUCACUGGAGGGGGCAGUAUCAUUGGCUACAAUUUGGAAAAGCGCAAAAAGGGCAGCAAUUUUUGGAGUCAAGCAAACCCAAAAGAUGAUCCAAUCAGAGACAAAAAAUAUGCAGUAAAAGAUGUCAUCGAAGGUGCGGAGUAUGAGUUCAGAGUGUGCGCUAUUAACACAUGUGGCCCUGGAGAACUAAGUGGGCCCUCUGAAUGUGCAAUUGCAAGGGACCCCAAAAAGCCUCCUGGUAAGGUCAAAGACCUCAAAAUAACUGGAUCAAGCUACACCAGUCUGUCUCUUUCCUGGACUAAACCUACAGAAGUCAAAGGUGAGGAAGAUGAAGCAAAAGGCUAUUUUGUGGAAAUCAGGCCCGCAGACCAACACGAGUGGAGCCGUUACAAUACAAACACAGUGAUUCAGACUUCCUUUACUGUUGUGGGAUUGAAGUCAAUGGCCAUGUAUUGGGUUAGAGUAAUCGCCACCAAUGAAGGAGGAGAGGGGCUUCCACAGAGCUUUGACAAUUACAUCAUCGCCAUGCCUCCUCCAGUAAAGCCAAAGUUCACUGACAAAAAAAUGAAAAGCUUUAUGGUUGUUAAAGCUGGAAACACAGUUCGUGUCAGCGUCAGUUUUGAGGCUUCUCCUUUACCAGACAUUACAUGGCUAAAGGAUGGUGUUCCAGUAGCCAAACAUGUGACGAUUACUAAUUUUGAAAAGGGUUCUCAGCUAUUUAUUUAUACAUCAGAGCUGUCUGACACUGGCAUCUAUACGGUCAAUGUGAAGAAUAUGGUGGGCCAGGACACAUUUUCUAUUGAAAUAAGAGUCACUGAUGACCCCAAGCCUCCAGGUCCAGUAGAACUGGAACAGAAUGUCCAUGGCACCGUGACUCUGUCAUGGACUCCUUCUCCAGAUGAGAAACGAGACAACCAUCUGCAUUACAUGGUGAUGAAGCGGGACUCUGUCAAGCAAACAUGGCGCACAGUGGUUGACCGCUUGUUUAACAACAAAUUCACAGUCAUUAACAUCUUGCCUGGAAGAGAGUACAAAUUCAGAGUGUUUGCCAAGAAUGAUAUAGGUCUCUCAGAGCCAUCAGUGUCUCCAGUUUGGGGAACCACCAAACAAAGAGAAAAAUUCACAUAUACCAUGCCUGUAUCAAGGACCCUCGACUUCCAGGCACCCCCCAAAUUUAUUGUCUCCUUGAAACUUCACACUGCUCCGCCGGGUUAUGAGUGCUACAUGAGCUGUGCAGCGACGGGCAACCCAACACCACAUAUUACCUGGUACCAUAACAAUGUCAGCCUCAACACAAACCCCAACUACUACAUAACAAACGUGUGUGGUGUUUGUUCACUGCUCAUCCUGAAGGUUGGACCCAAAGACAUGGGAGAAUACACAGUUGUAGCCGAAAGCCCUCUUGGUCAUGAUGAGUGCUCCACCAAACUUAUAGUCAAAUAGUACAGAAAGGACGACUUCAAAGAAUGGUUUAUGCAAUCAUAUUUCUUGUGAAAAAUGUUAUAAUUGAUGUGGUCUUAAGAAAUAAAUAAAAAAGAUAUCUCAUAACA